This is a messenger RNA of Octodon degus (degu), 1950 nucleotides long. RefSeq names its product glycolipid transfer protein (gene Gltp). NCBI's taxonomy places the organism in Eukaryota, Metazoa, Chordata, Mammalia, Rodentia, Octodontidae. Gene Ontology annotation, molecular function: ceramide 1-phosphate binding; ceramide 1-phosphate transfer activity. Gene Ontology annotation, cellular component: cytosol; cytoplasm; membrane. The coding region runs from base 127 to 756 and encodes 209 amino acids. The transcript has 5 exons. The record is from RefSeq and is a predicted model, not a curated record. Gene Ontology annotation, biological process: ceramide transport; intermembrane lipid transfer.
ACGCUGGCGUCCCCGGAGCCUACGGAAGGCGGCAGUGACGGGCCGGGCGCUGACGGCGCUGACCCGGGGGGUGGCGUGGACGCCCGCGGGGCGGGCUGGGGCAUCACCGCGGGCCUCGACCCCGAAAUGGCGCUGCUGGCGGAGCACCUGCUGAAGCCGCUGCCCGCGGACAAGCAGAUCGAGACAGGGCCCUUCCUGGAGGCGGUGUCCCACCUGCCGCCCUUCUUCGAUUGCCUCGGCUCCCCAGUGUUCAUGCCCAUCAAGUCAGACAUAAGCGGCAACAUCACGAAAAUCAAAGCCGUGUAUGACACCAACCCAGCCAAGUUCCGGACCCUGCAGAACAUCCUGGAGGUGGAGAAGGAAAUGUACGGAGCAGAGUGGCCCAAAGUGGGGGCCACGCUGGCAUUGAUGUGGUUGAAAAGGGGCCUACGCUUCAUCCAGAUCUUCCUCCAGAGCAUCUGUGACGGCGAGCGGGACGAGAACCACCCCAACCUCAUCCGCGUCAACGCCACCAAGGCCUACGAGAUGGCCCUCAAGAAGUACCAUGGCUGGAUUGUGCAGAAGAUCUUCCAUGCAGCACUCUACGCGGCUCCCUACAAAUCCGACUUCCUGAAAGCACUGUCCAAGGGGCAGAAUGUGACGGAGGAGGAGUGCCUGGAGAAGAUCCGCCUCUUCCUGGUCAACUACACGGCCACCAUCGACGUCAUCUAUGAGAUGUACACCAAGAUGAACGCGGAGCUCAACUACAAGGUGUAGGCAGCACCUACGUGGGGCCGCCGGCAGAAGGGAGCAAAGCCGCAGCACUGUGAACCAAGCCCACAGCCCGCAGGCCAGCCUGGGCUGCAGGGGACAGUCCUGGGGAUUUUUUAAGUCUUUUUUUUUGGGGGGGGGGGUUCAUUCUAAUGGAGCAAUAAAUAACGAUCUUCUUCUAGGUUUGACUUUGACAACAACACAGACUACUGUACAUCUUCAUUGCAGUGUGAUAAGACUCAAUUAACCAACCUGGCUCGGUGGCGCACAGCUGUGAUCCCAGCUGCACAGGAUCUUUUCAGAUGGGAAGAUGCUAACGUUGAGCCCAGCCUGGGGCAAAUCAGCAAGAUCGGGUCUCAAAAAUCAAAAGAGUUUGGGGCGUGGCUCAGUGAUACCCCACAUGGCUAGUGUGCCUGAGGUCCUGGGUCCGAUCCCUGGUGCCACAGAAACAUAAACACAAAUAAAUAAAAUUAACAUUUCUAAUAAAUCAACUCCUAGGGUUUUGCCCCCCCCCCACGCCCAAGAAGCACUGCCCUGGGGGAGCAGCACACACUUCGUGUCAUUUGGACGGACAGACGGACGGGGCGCAUCUGUUGCGCUGAGGAAUUGGCUGAAUGAUGCUUUGGGUAUUUCAGGGACCAUGAAAAAUCUGAUUCAAAAUUUUGCAGGAUCCUUACUGUGACAUUCUUUACAGAAGUAAACUGGUAUGUGUUCUACCAGACUUACAUAGCCCAACCUCACAGUACUGUCAUCAGAAAACAUCAGCCUUUGGCUAGACCGUCUUUUGUUUUUAGCUUUUUUUUUUUUUAAAUAGCAGAAACCAACCAGCAAGCCUUUGAUGACCAAGAGGCCAUUUCUUUGCAAGCUACUGGGCACAAACAACUGACCGUGGACGACUGUGUCCACAUUCUUCUGCAUAACUGUUUUCUUCAGGGACAGCUCUUCCAACCUAAGAAACAAGUAGAUUUCUCAAGAGGGAGGAACGUGCCCUCCAGUUGCAGAGACUCACGAAGCCACCUUGCUGCCUUAACGGUCCUUCCUGGCGCUAAAGAGCGUAUUUUUUUAAAAAUACCAGGGCACACCCCAAAAGAUUUGAUGUGUGUUUAAUUAAAAAAAAAAAAAAACCCAAUGAGGAACAACUGAUGGUUUUUAUGCAGAGACUAAAUGAUCCUUAAUAAAUAAAUCUCUAUUUUGGAAUCA